Molecule: messenger RNA, 8501 nt
Organism: Coffea arabica (coffee)
Lineage: Eukaryota; Viridiplantae; Streptophyta; Magnoliopsida; Gentianales; Rubiaceae
Source: RefSeq, a predicted model, not a curated record
CACGUCGUCCCAGAAGAAACCCAACACCUUCCGCACCGGAUCCAAUACCCCUCCACCCUGACCCGCUUCUCUCGUCGAGGAGACCCAUUUCCGGUCCAGAUCCAACCCGACGCUACUUUCUCUCUCUGCUGAGUUUUUCGGCUAAGGAUUCCGUUUUAUUUCUGUUCACAUGAAGAUAUGCGCAGAGGAGAUUAUGACUACUGUUUGAGUCAAUGCAUUGCAUUUUUGAGUCUAGAAAUUUCGAAGAUCGAACCGUUUUUUGACGACCACAAUGGGCGCCUCACCUGCCAAAUUCUUGUUCGGAUUCCUCUUCAUCUCCAUCAUACUAUGGCUUAUUUUCACAUUUGCUUCCAGGUUGUUGACUGGGAUUCUAAGCCGAGUUCUGGGAGCAUCAGUUCAGUUCCGUGUUGGUGGAUGGAAAUGCUUGAGAGAUAUUGUUGUGAAGUUCAAAAAGGGCGCUGUUGAAUCUGUAUCUGUUGGUGAAAUCAGACUCAGUGUAAGGCAGUCCUUGGUCAAACUUGGUGUUGGUAUUUUUUCUAGGGAUCCGAAGUUGCAGAUUUUAAUAUACGACUUAGAAGUUGUGAUGAGAGCCCCCACCAAAAGUACUCAGAAAAGGAAGUCCAGGAAAUCGCGUGCUUCUGGUAGAGGAAAGUGGAUGGUUGUGGCUAAUAUGGCACGGUUUUUGUCUGUUGCUGUGACUGAACUGGUUGUAAAGACACCAAAAGCUACAGUGGAGGUUAAAGAACUCAGACUGGAAAUAUCCAAGGAUGGUGCAGCCCAGCCAACCCUCUUUGUGAAGCUGCAUCUAGUUCCUGUUUGGGUUUAUUUAGGUGAAUCACGUGUUACUUCUGAUAUCCCUGGGGGAUCUCUUCCUUCUGGCGAAGCAUUUUCUGGUUUGACAGAACGAACCUCUGCUCCUUUCAACUGUGAAGAUUUUGCACUUUUGUGUGAAUUUGGUCAUGAUAGGGAAGCAGGUAUAGUGGUUAAGAAUGUAGAUAUUACCAGUGGAGAAGUUUCUAUGAUCUUAAGUGAAGAGCUUUUGGUUAAGAAGAAAAGUUCAAUUGGCACAAGCGCUCAGGCUGGUCAAGUUGUAACAGAGGCUAAUGAAGCAAGUGCCACUAAAAAGCCAGACAAAAAACCUGCAGCUUUGGCUAUUACUAAGUUCACUUCUAUAUUCCCCGAAAAGAUUGGCUUCACAUUGCCCAAAUUGGAUGUGAAGUAUGUGCAUCGGGGACAAGGUCUUGUAAUGGAUAGUAACAUCAUGGGCAUUCAACUGAAGAGCACAAAAUCUCGAACUGUUGAAGAUCUCAGUGAAAGUACCAGGCUUGAUAUUCAGUUGGAAUUUAGUGAGAUUCAUCUGCUGAGGGAUGCUGGCGUUUCCAUUGUUGAGAUACUGAAACUUGACGUUAUUUCUUCAGCUUAUAUUCCCCUGCAGCCUUCCUCACCUAUCAGAUGUGAAGUUGAUAUUAAGCUUGGUGGUACUCAAUGCAACUUGCUGGUUAGUAGGUUUGUUCCAUGGAUGCAAAUGCAUUUUUCAAAACCAAAGAGAAUGGUGCUUCGAGAGGAAGGUUCUCUUGAAAAGCAAAGGUCAUCUGGACAAAGUGCAAUUAUGUGGACAUGCACUGCUUCUGCCCCAGAGAUGACCAUUGUGCUUUACAAUUUGAGUGGCUCGCCAGUCUACCAUGGUUGCUCUCAAUCAUCACAUGUGUAUGCUAACAACAUAUCAACUAUGGGCACUGCAGUUCAUAUGGAACUUGGUGAGCUUAAUUUGCACACAUCUGAUGAAUAUCAAGAGUGCUUGAAAGAAAGCCUUUUUGGUGUGGAGACAAACACGGGUUCCUUGCUGCACAUAGCAAAGGUUAGCCUGGACUUGGGCAAAAAGGAUAUGGAUUCACCUGAAGAUGGUCGCAAGUGUAAAAUGGUUCUCUCCACUGAUGUAACUGGUAUGGGUGUCUACUUGACCUUUAGGCGCCUGGAAUCUUUGGUAUCAACUGCUUUUUCCUUCCAAGCUCUAUUUAAAAGUUUAUCUGGUUCUGGCAAGAAGGCAGCUCAUAACCGGGGUUCAAAAUCAGUCAGUUCAUCAGGGAAGGGGAUUCAACUUGUAAACUUUAAUCUUGAAAGGUGUUCUCUGAAUUUCUUUGGAGAAGUGGGAUUGGAGAACGCAAUUGUUGAGGAUCCCAAACGUGUAAAUUAUGGAUCACAAGGCGGUCGAUUUGUAAUAAGUGUCUCAGCUGAUGGUACUCCUCGCACAGCAGAUAUUAUGUCUACUCUUUCAGACAAGUUCAAUAAGUUGAAGUACUCUGUAACACUUGAGAUUUUCCACCUAGGUUUUUGCAUGAAUAAGGAGAAACGAUCAAUGCAGAUGGAUCUUGAAAGAGCUAGAUCUAUCUAUCAGGAGUUUUUGGAAGACAGCACUCCUAGAACAAAUGUUCUAUUGCUUGACAUGCAAAAUGCAAAAGUUGUCAGGCGAUCUGGUGGCCUUAAAGAGAUUGCUGUCUGUUCUCUCUUCAGUGCUACAGAUAUAUCAGUCAGAUGGGAGCCUGAUGUACAUAUUGCUUUAUCUGAACUUGGGCUGCAAUUGAAGUUACUGGUCCAGAAUCAUAGACUUCAAGUAGAAAAAAACAAAGAAAACAUAUCAAGCAUGACCAAUAAUGAGCAGGAGAAAGACACUCCUGUGGAACCUUUGCAAAUCGAUAAACAGCAGAAAAAAAGAGAGUCCAUUUUUGCCAUUGAUGUGGAAACACUCUGUAUAUCUGCUGAGGCUGGAGAUGGAGUUGAAACAACAGUCAAGGUUCAGUCCAUAUUUUCUGAGAAUGCUCGAAUUGGUGUGCUUCUUGAAGGACUAAUGCUCGAUUUUAAUGAAGCAAGAGUAUUUCAAAGCAGCAGGAUGCAAAUUUCUCGUGUUCCCAACACCUCUGCUACUGCAUCGAAUGGUAAAAUAGAGACAGUCACUGUGUGGGAUUGGGUAAUCCAGGCGCUUGAUGUUCAUGUGUGCAUGCCAUACCGGUUGCAGUUGCGUGCAAUUGAUGAUUCUGUUGAGGAAAUGCUGCGGGCGCUGAAGCUUAUCAAUGCUGCUAAAGCUAAAAUGCUCUUUCCAGUUAAAAAAGAGAGUUCAAAGCCUAAGAAGCCAAGUUCAACCAAAAUCGGACGUGUAAAGUUUUGCAUCCGCAAACUAACUGCUGAUAUUGAGGAAGAGCCGAUACAGGGUUGGCUUGAUGAACAUUAUCAGCUGUUGAAAAAUGAGGCCUGUGAAUUAGCUGUUAGGUUGAACUUUCUUGAUGAACUAAUUUCAAAAGCUGGCCAAAUUUCUGGAGGUACGGAAAGAAAUGAUCCAAUUAUUGAGAGCAAGGUUCAAUUUGAUGGAGAAGAGAUUAAUAUGCAAGAUCCUGAAUCAAUUAAGAAAUUGCGAGAUGAGAUUUAUAAGCAGUCAUUCCGAUCAUAUUAUCAAGCAUGUCAGAAACUUGCACCAUCACCAGGAUCUGGAGCCUGUAAGGAGGAUUUUCAAGCUGGCUUCAAGUUUAGCACAACUAGAACUUCUGUCUUCUCUAUUAUUGCGACAGAGUUUGACUUGAGCCUGACAAGGAUUGAUGGUGGUGAUGCUGGGAUGAUUGAAGUCCUGCAAAAACUUGAUCCAGUCUGUCGUGCAAAUAAUAUUCCGUUUUCACGCCUAUAUGGAACCAACCUUAUCUUGCAUACUGGGUCCCUUGUUGCUCAGUUAAGAAACUACACUUGUCCCUUGUUUGCUGGAACUUCUGGUAGGUGUGAAGGCCGUCUGGUGUUGGCUCAACAGGCAACAAGUUUUCAGCCCCAAAUCCGUCAAAAUGUUUAUGUUGGGAGAUGGAGGAAAGUUUGCAUGCUUCGUUCAGCCAGUGGUACAACACCACCAAUGAAAACAUAUUGUGAUUUGCCCAUUCAUUUUCAGAAAGCAGAAGUGUCAUUUGGUGUCGGUUUUGAACCAGUUUUUGCUGAUGUCAGCUAUGCUUUUACCGUGGCACUUCGUAGGGCCAAUUUAAGCCUCAGGAACCCUAAUCCAGAAGUUCAGCCCCCCAAAAAGGAGAAAAGCUUACCGUGGUGGGAUGAAAUGAGAAACUAUAUUCAUGGAAAUACUACUUUAUACUUGUCUGAGACUAAAUGGAAUGUCCUUGCAACCACUGAUCCAUAUGAAAAUUCUGACAAGCUUCAGAUUUUUUCUGGUUAUAUGGAAAUCCAGCAGUCAGAUGGUCGUGUUUAUAUGACCGCUAAGAAUUUCAAGAUUGUUUUGAGCAGCUUAGAAAGUUUGCUGAAAAAUUCCUGCUCAAAGCAUCCUACUGGCUUUUCUGGUGCUUUUAUUGAGGCACCCAUCUUUACUAUUGAAGUCACAAUGGAUUGGGAUUGUGAAUCUGGGAAUCCACUGAAUCAUUAUCUAUUUGCGCUUCCUAUAGAAGGUGUACCUCGUGAAAAAGUUUAUGAUCCCUUUAGGUCUACUUCUCUGUCCUUGUGCUGGAAUCUGUCACUCAGACCCUCUCUUCCCUCUUCUAAUCACGAGUCACAGUCAUCGGCAAUGAGCGAUCAUGCCUUGCUGAAUGGAGCUUCACAUAAUCCAUUUGCAACAGCAAAUGCCUCCACUGAUUCACCAGUUGUCAAUCUUGGUCCACACGAUUUAGCAUGGCUAUUAAAAUUUUGGAACUUGAACUACCUUCCUCCUCAUAAAUUGCGGACUUUUUCAAGAUGGCCUCGUUUUGGUGUCCCUAGAAUUGCUAGAUCAGGCAAUCUGUCCAUGGACAAGGUAAUGACAGAGUUUAUGUUUCGGGUUGAUGCAACUCCAACGUGUAUAAGACAUAUGCCUUUAGAAGAUGAUGAUCCAGCGAAGGGACUUAUCUUUAAGAUGACAAAAGUAAAAUAUGAACUUUGUUUUGGUCGGGGUAAGCAAAAGUAUACAUUUGAAAGCAAACGGGACACCCUUGAUCUUGUCUACCAAGGUCUUGACCUUCACAUGCCAAAGGCUUAUUUAGAUAAGGAAGCCAGGACAAGUAUUGCAAAAGUAGUUGAAUUGACUAGGAAAACGUCACAAUCUGCAUCAAUGGACAGAGUUCCAAAUGAUAAGACGAAUAGUUUGAGUGCAAGCACAGAGAGGCACCGGGAUGAUGGAUUUUUAUUAUCAUCUGAUUACUUUACGAUUAGAAGGCAAACUCCAAAAGCUGACCCAGAAAGGUUAUUGGCUUGGCAAGAAGCUGGCAGAAGAAAUCUUGAGAUGACAUAUGUCAGGUCUGAGUUUGAAAAUGGGAGUGAAAGUGAUGAGCAUACAAGAUCUGAUCCUAGUGAUGAUGAUGGGUAUAAUGUUGUGAUUGCUGACAAUUGUCAGAGGAUUUUUGUAUACGGUCUUAAGCUUUUGUGGACUCUUGAGAAUAGAGAUGCUGUUUGGUCCUGGGUAGGUGGAAUAUCGAAGGCAUUUGAAACUCCAAAACCUUCUCCUUCUCGUCAAUAUGCCCAGAGGAAGCUGCUUGAGGAGAAUAAGGCAGUUGGUGGCCCAGAAAUGCCUCAAGAUGAUAUAAACAAGUCCACAUCUGUGAGUCCUGUUGGGAGUUCCUCAUCACGACAGCAUUCAGAGUCUUCAAAAUCACAGUCAUCCCCAUCCAAUUCUUUCAAAGGGGAAAAUCCUUUGCCAGGUGCAAGUGUGAAGCAAUCUGAUGAAUCUGAGGACGAUGGAACCCGUCAUUUCAUGGUUAAUGUCAUUGAGCCACAAUUCAACCUUCACUCAGAAGAAGCCAAUGGUAGGUUUCUGCUAGCUGCUGUUAGUGGGCGUGUUUUAGCUCGUUCGUUCCAUUCUGUUCUUCACAUUGGGUAUGACAUGAUUGAACAAGCACUUGGUGGAAGGAAUACUCAGAUUCCUGAGUCUGAACCUGAAAUGACGUGGAACCGUAUGGAGUUCUCUGUGAUGUUGGAGCAUGUGCAAGCUCAUGUUGCUCCAACUGAUGUAGAUCCUGGGGCUGGACUUCAGUGGCUUCCAAAAAUUCGAAGAAGCUCACCCAAAGUAAAGCGAACUGGAGCUUUACUUGAAAGAGUUUUUAUGCCUUGUGAUAUGUACUUCCGCUAUACAAGGCACAAAGGUGGAACAGCAGAUUUGAAGGUGAAGCCAUUGAAAGAGCUUACUUUCAACUCUCGUAAUAUAACUGCAACUAUGACAUCUCGGCAGUUCCAGGUUAUGCUUGAUGUGUUGACUAAUCUUCUAUUUGCCAGACUUCCAAAGCCUAGAAAAAGUAGCCUUUCAUAUGCAGCGGAGGAUGAUGAUGUCGAAGAGGAGGCAGAUGAAGUUGUUCCUGAUGGGGUAGAAGAGGUAGAACUGGCAAGAAUUGACCUUGAACAUAAAGAGCAAGUACAGAAACUGAUCCUUGAUGACAUCAGGAAACUCUCUCUUUAUGGUGAUACUUCUGGAGAUGUGCACCCAGAAAAGGAAGAUAAUUUGUGGAUGAUAGUCGGUGGAAGGACCAUACUAGUACAUAGACUAAAGAAAGAACUAUUAAAUGCACAAAAAUCAAGAAAGGCAGCCUCUUCCUCUCUAAGGAUGGCUCUGCAAAAAGCUGCGCAAUUGCGCCUAAUGGAAAAAGAGAAGAACAAAAGUCCAUCUUGUGCCAUGCGCAUCUCUCUGCAAAUUAAUAAAGUGGUGUGGAGCAUGCUUGUUGAUGGCAAAUCUUUUGCUGAAGCUGAAAUAAACGACAUGAUUUAUGAUUUUGACAGGGAUUACAAAGAUGUUGGUGUUGCUCAGUUUACAACAAAGUAUUUUGUUGUGAGGAACUGCCUGCCUAAUGCCAAGUCAGACAUGCUUCUGUCAGCAUGGAAUCCUCCUCCUGAGUGGGGAAAAAAAGCGAUGCUUCGAGUAGAUGCAAAGCAAGGAGCUCCAAAGGAUGGAAAUUCUCCUUUAGAACUAUUCCAGGUGGAGAUCUACCCCUUAAAGAUUCACUUAACUGAGACAAUGUACAGAAUGAUGUGGGAGUAUUUAUUCCCUGAAGAAGAACAAGACUCACAGAGGCGGCAGGAAGUUUGGAAGGUUUCUACUACUGCUGGUGCUAGACGAGCCAAGAAAGGCUUAUUAUCACAAGAGGCAUUGACAUCAAACAGCCACUUAACAAAAGACACCGAAUUCUUCUCAAAAUCGAAUACCUCACAACCAGCCACAUCUGCAACCAGCCAGUCAUCUGUUAAUGCUGAUUCUUCACAAUCAUCGAAGUUGCAGAACCUGAAACCAAAUAUUGUCUGUGGUUCAACUCCAGAGCUUAGACGAACAUCUUCCUUCGAUAGAACAUGGGAGGAAUCUGUGGCAGAAUCAGUGGCUAAUGAACUUGUAUUGCAGGCUCAUUCUCCAAGUGUCUCGUCUUUCAAAACAGGUUCCUUUGCUUAUGACGAACCUCCAGAUGAACCGAACAAGAGCAAAACGCGGGACUCCAAGAAUGUAAAACCUGGCCGUUCCUCUCAUGAAGAGAAAAAGGUUGGAAAAGCACAGGAUGAUAAAAGAUCUAGACCUCGGCGAAUGAGAGAGUUCCAUAACAUCAAAAUAAGUCAGGUUGAGCUGCUGGUUACUUAUGAAGGAUCAAGAUUUGCUGUCAGUGAUUUAAGGUUGCUGAUGGAUACUUUCCAUCAAGGUGAAUAUACUGGAACUUGGAGGCGGCUAUUCUCGCGGGUCAAGAAACAUAUUAUUUGGGGAGUCUUGAAGUCUGUCACUGGAAUGCAGGGCAAGAAGUUUAAAGAUAAAGCACAGAAUCAGAAAGAAGCCACUGGUACUAGUGUUCCUGAUAUUGAUCUGAAUUUUAGCGACAGUGAUGGAGGUUCAGCUGGCAAAUCCAAUCCCUAUCCAUUAUCCUGGCCUAAACGUCCCAGUGAUGGAGCAGGUGAUGGAUUUGUCACCUCCAUUAGGGGGCUUUUCAAUACUCAGCGCCGCAAGGCCAAGGCCUUUGUUCUCCGAACAAUGAGGGGUGAAGCAGAUGAUGAGUUGCAUGCAGAUUGGAGUGAAAGUGAAGCUGAUUUCUCUCCAUUCGCAAGACAACUAACCAUAACUAAAGCAAAGAGGUUAAUCAGAAGACAUACCAAAAAGUUCCGGUCCAGGGGACAGAAAGGUUUACCUUCCCAGCUGAGAGACUCACUUCCCUCGUCACCAAGAGAAAUGACAGCAUAUGAAAGUGAUUCUUCAAGUGGAUCCUCGCCUUAUGAGGAUUUUAAUGAGUAGCAGAGAUUAUUUGGCUGGAACCGUACUCCUGAUAGCUUUUGGAUGCUGGGAAAAUAUGGUUCGACGUCAUUUUUCCUAUUCAAACAAAAGACGAUGACAAUUUUGACCUUUCUGACUUGCUAACGACCUUCAAUAAAAUAUUAGGCAGAUUUCAUGUUCCUUGUGCCAAUUAUGGCUGCUUCUAAUGUGAUUCUGGAGGAGCAACCCAAAGCACUCAUCGACGAGAAAUAUGCCGGCCGUCCAUCAUUUCUUUUGCAAGAGAUGCUUUUUUUUCCUUGAAGGGGAAUCACCCUUUAGCUGGUCA